UCAAGGAUUUUUCGUCGCUUGUUGUCGCUGUGUCCAUGAAAAGUUUGUGUGUGUGUUUUUUUUCCUUCCUGAAAGUUUACACAGGGCUGUUGUUGCGCGCAUCCAACAUGACAGAGAAAGUAACGGACAUCGCGGCUGGCAGUGAUUCCCUGCUGUGCUGGUUACUGCAAUGAAUGGUAACACUGUCCAGCAGACCACAAGCACUGCACCCUCUGUAGCACCCCCUUGUGGAUGGAGGGAGUUCUGUGAGUUGCAUGCCAGCACCACGGCCCGAGAACUUGCCCAGCACUACCGGUGCUUCGUCAGAGAGCGGCCAGUGCAUGAUGUGGUCCCUCCAGAAAGUUUCUCUAAGCAAUUCAGCGCCCUUUUCCAGCACCACUUCAGCUGCGAGGUUGCUAAAAAUGCAGAACCUGCCCCAUGGCUGCCGCCUCCACCUCCCUUACUGCCCAUGACUGCCCGCUUGCGCAUCACUUCCUUCUCAGGGGUGCUGGACUACCGGGAGACCGUGCGGCCGGGAGGGACUCCACUAGUUGCUGUGUUGGCACCCAAACCAGAUGCCGCCAGCAUCCCUAGGGAACAGGAGCAGUUGCUGCGCUGCUCUUCUGCAGACACUACACACAGAACACGGCAUCAUAACCAGGAAGAUGAACACCCGGAGCGGAGGACCGGGUCUGAACGAUAUUCUCCCCCUUCGUUUCCCUUUCCUUCCCGUAGUGAAGUAACCCACUUUUCCAUCAGGGGUAUUCGAGAAAGCGUAUGCCGACUCUUUAAAAAAUCCCCGCAACUUGACGAAUCCUCAAGUGGUCUCCAAAGGGAGGAUUCGAUCAAAGGGGCCGGACCCUCUGCGACUCAAACCCCACCUCAGACAGUGCAGGUACCCGUCCAUCACACCUCGCAGAAGGGUGCGCGGUGGGAACGAUGGAAUCCGUUGAGAACUGUGAGAAGGAGGCAAGAGUCAGGAAGUGUUUGUAAAGAGGGACAGCUGAGGUACCUGGAGGUGGAUGACACUAUCUCGGACACGCCCCCACAUUGGUUGCGCUGCCGCCUGCAGGUCAGGAGGAUCAACGAACAAACCACUAGUGAGAAGUACCAGCUGGAGCUCUAUGACCCGCCUAAGGACUACAAAACGGCAAAGCUCACUGUACCCUGUUCGGACAUCCAAGAGAUUCGACGCUGUAAUCGCCUAGAGAUGCCAGACAACAUGAACACAUUUGUCUUAAAGGUUACUGGUCAUCCGGGUAGUUUUUUAUUUGAGGCUGAUAAUGAGCAGCAGGUCAGCUCUUGGACCACAGAGCUCAGAGAAUGCAUCACCAGCAGGUCAGAUAAUGUGGAUAGAGAGCAGUUUCCUGUUAGUGACUCGCUCAACGCAGCUCGCAGAGGGAGCACAGAGCACGGCGGCCAGGGCUCUCUGGGUUUCGGACUCGCAGAGCACACCUACAAUAAAACAGAUCACUUCCUGUCCUCUUACCCAUGGUUCCAUGGGCCCAUAUCACGUGUGCGGGCCGCCUGUCUUGUACAGCAUGCUGGGGGCAGCGGUCAUGGGAACUUCCUCGUGAGACAGAGUGAGACACGGAGAGGAGACUACGUCCUCACGUUUAACUACCAGGGCAGAGCAAAGCAUUUGCGUUUAUCUUUAACUGAGUGGGGUCAGUGUCGUGUGCAGCACCUGCGUUUCCCAUCAGUCAUGGACAUGCUGAGUCACUUCCGCAACUGUCCAAUCCCGCUGGAGUGCGGCGCCGCGUGUGAAGUUAUGUUGGCCAAUUAUGUGCGGGUAAACCCCACUCACACAGGUCAGAGUUCGGCUCUUGGCUCUCCGUUAUUGGUGCCGUUCUCUCGCUGGAGCUCGGAGCCGAGUCUGGCUCACUGUAGUCCGGAUUCUUGCCCUCAAUCCAGCCCCUCCACGGUCCAGUCGUCCGCAUUAGACGCGCUCCAGCACCACAUGCCCCUUUCAUUUCCAGAUCGCCCCGUUCCCGUCCCCCUGCGCCGGAGCGAGUCGGUGGGCCGCAGAAACCUGCUCCGCCACCCAAACCCGCUGCCGCCCCUACUGGCCAACCGGGACUCUGACUACGAGCUGGAGCCUCCCAACAGGGGGCGCAAGAGAGCCAUCGACAACCAGUACAUGUUCUUCUGACAGAGACAGAGGAUGAAGAAUAGAACAAAAGAUGAAAAGUGCUCCAGAAUUCCCGCCUGGAUGGAGAGCACUCGGCAGCCAAAUGGAGAAAGGAGUUGGAGUCGUGCGAGAUUGCGCACGAGACUCGGGGUAGAGGCACGUGUGGCACUCGUGUGUUGCACAUGUGUUUGAACAGUACUGCCAGACACCUGACACCCAACCCUGCCAGCUGUCUACCUUGUGAAUGUAUUAUACAGAUGUUUCACUAUCAAAUCGUUGUAGAAAAACUCAAGUAAGAAGGUGUAAUAGACGGCUGCUCAGAGGAUUUGUUGGAAGUAGCAGAUGGGAACGUUUCACGAUGGCGUCAACAAACCAAGGGUCUAUUCAAAAACACGUCUGUGUCUACACUGGAAGCGGCCGACAUCGCAACAACUUGAGGUCGUCUGCACUGGAUACGUUCACAGUCAGCAGUAAGCUCGAGGCUAGACUUUAGUAAUCAACGAUUACUAAAACAACAAUCAAUCAGACCAAAACUUUUGUUUGUUUGUUUGUUUUAAACAGAAAUUGAUAUAUAGCAUGUGAUUGGUUUGAUCAUUUUAUGUAUGUUUGUAUUCCUACAACUGCAUAUUCUUAUUAGACAAAACAAAAUCAUUCAAAUUAGUACGUCAGACCAGAAGGCUAGACUUCAGCGAUCAUUAAAAUAACAUUUUUUUUUAUUUAUCUUUAUCUUAUUAUAAAAAUAUAUUUUGCAUAUGAUUAACUUUAUUGUUAAUGUUACAAAUGUUUGUAUUCCUGCAAAUGCACAUGCAUUUUUUUUUAGAAAUCAUUAAAAAUCAUUAAAAUUAGUAAAAUUAGAAGGCUGAGCGAUUAUCAAAAUGACAAUAAAAUCACUUUAAUUUUUUUUAAUAGAAAUCUAUUAUAGAAUUGAUUUUGAUUAAAUUUAUAAUAAAUUGUACCUAUGUUAGAAUUUCUACAACUGCAUGUGCGAAUGGAUAAAAAUAAAUAAUUAUUAAAAUGAUUGUCAGAUUAGAAACAUCAUGAGCUGGCUUUUGUUAUAACGGUCAGAAUUUAUUUAAACCUGUAAAGAAUAUAAUGUAAUGUAUACAAAGAAAUUAAGCAAAUUAUAUUUUCUUUAUAAAAUCGCUUAAUUUUAGAUGAGGCUGGAGUCCGAAAGAGAAAUGGAGAAGUGGGGUGUCCACAUCAGGUGAUCACAGUGUAGACGACAACUUUUAAUUAUGACCAGAGUCAUUUAGUUUUGUCGCAGGUGUCUGGUGUAGAUACAGGGUUUAAUAUCUAAAAGAUUCAAAAAAUUUUAAUCUGGAUGCACACACACACACACACACACACACACUUUCAGAUUGUUUAUGUAUUAUACAAUAGAUACACAGGUUUCUAUAUGUUUUGUGUAUUAGAAAGCCAAAUAAUAUAGACUAUAGAACCACAUGUUAACAUCAACACAGUAAGUCGUGUCAUCUUGGAUGCUAGAGGUUCACAGUUUAACUGACCAAAGAAUAAAAUUCACCAAACCAAACCAGCAAUAGCUAGAAUUAUAGGUAAUAUGUUUUUAUGCCUCAAUUGUCAUAUUUUAUAAUGAACUUGUUUUAACCUAUGAAUACAUUCUUUCUAUCUGUUUUAACACAUUUUAACCUGUUUCAUGGCUUUAUUAGCUGUAGAAAUACUACUUUUAAACUAACAGCUUCCAAAUCUGACACCGUAAAUAGUUGAUUUUAUGCUAUUUUUCUGUCAUUUUUCACUAGAAAAAAAAAAAACAUUGCUUGAUGUUUUUGGAGCUUGUUCUCCUUUUUGUCUUUUUCUGAAUUGUUGUGAAUGUCUUUAUUUGUGGCUUAACACUACCACAAUACUCUGUAUUAAGCACAGAUGCCCAAAUCCCUUAAUAUCUCAUUCAUACAGAAUUUGGCAAAAUCACAUUUCAGUCAAAUGUCAAAAGAAAAAAUAUAUAAUUAAAAUAAUUUAUAUAUAUAUAUAUAUAUAUAUAUAUAUAUAUAUAUAUAUAUAUAUAUAUAUUAUGAUAUUAUAAUUCUAAAUAAAUAAUAAUGGUCCUAAAAUAAGCUUCAUACCAUAUAAUUACUUUUUUCUUCUGGUUUUGUGAGUUUCAAUUAAUGAUCCAAACCAAGAAAACUUUCUAGACUCUCAUCUGCUUUGCUGCAGAAUCCGGUCUGUGCUACAGUACAUUUAGUUCUUGCUCUUCAGAUCUUUAUCAGCUGUAUUUUCUUCAUUUUUCUAUCAAGCCCUCGAUACCACAAACUGUUUCACAAUCCUGUCUGUGGCAAGGAGUAUGCAACCACAUUCUACACUCUAUAAGUAUAUAAAUAUUUUAAACAUGAUAUGAAAGUGUGAACUGUACCUGUGUAUCACUACCUCGCAUUGCAUUGUGGACUGUGUAUUCCAGGUGGACUGUUUUUUUAAUUUUUAUGAUUGGAUGGUGUCAGAGCAGUAUUGAGCAGAUGGAGUUAGAAUAAUUCAGUUCCUUAAUUACUUGUGUCAUUGACAUGCAUGUCCACCAAUCAGUGAUGUGCUCAAUUCAGCAGAGUAUUGUUCAAAUUAAUAUGCUGCUUUGCAGAUGACUCAGAAUGUCCUUUUAUAGUUAUAAAACACUUGUUUUAUGCAAAUACAUUGUUUCUAAAAUGAUUUGUAAUAUGUACAGAUUAAAUUUCAUAUAGCUGACUCGAUCAGAAAAAAAAAAACCCCGCUGCAUUGUCUGGUAAUGAAUUGCUUACUCCAAACAGGCCAUAUUGACAAAAGUGCAUCUCAAAGUCAUUUGUGUUGUAUUAUAUUGUGACUGAAAUGAGAAGAUCUGAUCCUGGAGUGGUGUUGUGCACUUUGAGAUGUUUUGUGCAUUCAGGCCCUGUAUUGAGUCACAUCUUAGGUCCCACAAAGUUUAACUGAUGAAUGUAUGUCUUCUCUCUAUACUGUUGUUAGUAAGAAUUGUAAAAGAGCACUGUAAUCUCCUGGGCUUACCCGCAGCUACUUUAACCAUUUCAUCACUGCUUUCUGAUCAAACUUUCUAGUUACUUUGCAUGUAGCAAAUGCAUAUUAAAUUAUAUCAACUGUAUAUUUGAUCUUUUUUUUUUUAGAAAUAAAGCUAAUGUUUCAAUCCA
Carassius gibelio (silver crucian carp) is the source of this 5229-nucleotide messenger RNA. RefSeq names its product SH2B adapter protein 3-like. The coding region runs from base 170 to 2131 and encodes 653 amino acids. Gene Ontology annotation, molecular function: transmembrane receptor protein tyrosine kinase adaptor activity. Gene Ontology annotation, cellular component: plasma membrane. Gene Ontology annotation, biological process: intracellular signal transduction. The record is from RefSeq and is a predicted model, not a curated record. NCBI's taxonomy places the organism in Eukaryota, Metazoa, Chordata, Actinopteri, Cypriniformes, Cyprinidae. The transcript is spliced from 8 exons.